This is a messenger RNA of Triticum aestivum (bread wheat), 1536 nucleotides long. RefSeq lists its product as uncharacterized. The record is from RefSeq and is a predicted model, not a curated record. Gene Ontology annotation, molecular function: protein binding. Bases 64 to 609 code for a protein of 181 amino acids. The transcript has a single exon. Lineage: Eukaryota; Viridiplantae; Streptophyta; Magnoliopsida; Poales; Poaceae.
AUUAGCACUCGGAAGACCCACCUCUCUUCCAACAGAAGAAGCUCCUGAUCUCGAUCGAGUGUCAUGGCGAACAAGAAAGAUAGGAGGUUCAGAGAUGGCAUGGCCAUGGUGCGCAAGAGGUCGCCGCCGGGGCCAACAACGCUGCACGAGGUCCCCGACAAGCUCCUCGAGCUCAUCCUCCUUCACUUGAGCUCGCCGGUCUGGCUCAUCCACGCCGCCGCCACAUGCAAGCGGUGGCGCCGCAUCAUCGUUGACAGAAGGUUCCUCUGUAACAUUUCCAACCGCGACCCCUCAUCCGUUGUCGCAGGCCACUACCAUAACCACGCGUCCCCCGUCGACGGCCGUCGCCACGUCUUUGUUCCCUCUUCGCCGGCGCUCGCUGUCGGUAGCCACCACUUCUCCCUCGACUUCCUCCCUGCGGGUGGCGGCACCUCAUGGGAGAUCAUCGACAGCUGCCACAGCCUCCUCCUCCUCGCCAAGAAGAAGACCGGGUGGAGACGCCACGAAAUUGUCCAGAGUUUUAUAUGUUGUUUUCAUUGCAAAAUGAUGGGUCUCCUUGCUUGCCGGACCUCCUCGUCUGCGAGCCGGUCACGCAGCGCUACAGGCUAAUCCCGCGCAGGCGCGCAUGGAGCACAUGAAAUACCAGCGCUGCCUCGCUGUAUUCCUCCACGGCUGCCGCAGCAGAGGAGCUACCACGAGGAGAGGCCACACCAUUGAUGUCAUGUUCAAGUUCAAGGUGGUUUGCGUGCUCUACCGUGAAUCCGCCGGAAUAUCUGAUGACAUUGGCGUGAUGAGAGCCUACGUGUUCGAGCGAAACUACAGGGGGAAGCCUGGCUGGUACGUCAGGCACCGACCCAUGGACGAGCCUCGAAUCAGCCAAGAUGGCUCCACAGAGCCCCUGCACUUCCUUGGUCGUGCCACCAGCUCUCUGUUCUGGGCCCUGCAGGACGACGUCUCAUCCCUGCUCGCCUACAAUUUCCAUUGGAGAAGGGAGUUUGAGGUCCUCCCGUUGCCGGACCACAUCCAAGGGCUGCCUUGCCGAGCCUUCGGCAACGACGACGGCGAGGCGUGCCUUGUUUGUUUUCAGGGCAGCAGCCUUCACGUCUUCGCGUAUAACGAUGGCGACUGGGACCUUGAGGAGAGCCUCGAAUUAGUGGAGGCCACUCGUGGGCUGGAAGGGCACAAAGAUGAGUAUUUCCGGGCGUCUAUGAAGAUUGUCACGGCCAGGCCAGCACGAUGUCUAUCGUGCUUUCACCGGCAGAUCAGACAUGGCAAUUCUCAGUCGAUCUCGAGACGAUGGAGGUCUCGAGAUACAAAAACAAGACUCAUGGUUCUCCAAGUGUGGCUUAUCCAUGUGAGCUUCCAUGGCUACCUGCUAUCCAUGCUUGUAUGGUGCGUUGUAGAAGACGGGGCAGUUUCGCGUGUACUCACUUUUGUAGAUGUUGAGUGAUUUUGUUUUGUUUUGUUUUGCGAAUGAGUGAUUUUGUUGUUCCAUUUUGAAAGUGUAUUAGUGUAUUUAUUUAUUUGUUGCUUAUA